CAAAAAAGCUCCACCAAAGCAAAAGCUGUCAUCUGAUUGUGGCUGCCCAUCGCCGGUUGGAGCUUUCCCAGUCAGCUGAUGGUAGUGCCACUGCCGUGUUUUCGUGCCCCAAGUCCACAUAUUCAGCAUGGAGAACGUUUCCAAGAUCUGGCUGGGUCCCCUGCCCCAGGAUUCGCCCUACGUGAAGCCCUUCCGGCUGUACUACGUCCAGAAUGGCGUGGAGAAGAACUGGGACCUGCUGAAGGUACACGAUAGUGUGGCUAUCAUCUUGUACAAUACGUCUCGCCAGAAACUGGUCUUGGUUCGCCAGUUCCGACCCGCCGUCUAUCACGGCAUCAUCUCCAGCGCCAAGGGCACCUUCGAUGAGGUGGACCUCAAGGAGUUCCCGCCCGCCAUCGGCGUCACCUUGGAACUCUGCGCCGGCAUCGUGGACAAAAACAAGAGCUGGGUGGAAAUCGCUCGGGAGGAAGUCGUUGAGGAGUGUGGCUACGAUGUCCCAGUGGAACGGAUCGAGGAAGUCAUGGUCUACAGAUCUGGAGUUGGUUCAUCGGGUGCCAAGCAAACCAUGUAUUACUGCGAGGUGACCGAUGCGGACAAGGCCACCGGUGGCGGCGGAGUCGACGACGAGAUUAUCGAGGUGGUGGAGCUGUCCCUGGAGGAGGCGAAGCGGAUGAUCCAGCAGGGAGCCGUGAACAACAGCCCGCCCAGCUGUCUGAUGGGUCUGAUGUGGUUCUUCGCCAACAGGGCACCCUGUGCGAAGGCCUAGAGGCGAACGUUGCUGUUGAUUCAACCAGAUAAGCGGCGGCCGUGAUAAGAUGAUAAGAUGCGUCCGCAUCCGCAGCGUUGCCUUAUACACUUCUGUUAGUCAACACAACAAUUCGAGAUUCGAAUGCUUUCCAACCAAGCGCACUGUGAGUGCGCCUAGCGCAUACGAUAAUACUGAAAUUCCCGUGCCUGUCGAGGCUUACCUUAUGAUAUGUACCGUGUAAUAUGUAAUAAACCCUGGCCAGCUGUCCGCUCAUGAA
Messenger RNA from Drosophila santomea, 1025 nucleotides. RefSeq names its product uridine diphosphate glucose pyrophosphatase NUDT14. The transcript has 2 exons. Gene Ontology annotation, biological process: nucleoside phosphate metabolic process; ribose phosphate metabolic process. NCBI's taxonomy places the organism in Eukaryota, Metazoa, Arthropoda, Insecta, Diptera, Drosophilidae. The coding region runs from base 128 to 766 and encodes 212 amino acids. Gene Ontology annotation, molecular function: metal ion binding; UDP-sugar diphosphatase activity. The record is from RefSeq and is a predicted model, not a curated record.